This is a messenger RNA of Miniopterus natalensis, 1593 nucleotides long. NCBI's taxonomy places the organism in Eukaryota, Metazoa, Chordata, Mammalia, Chiroptera, Miniopteridae. The record is from RefSeq and is a predicted model, not a curated record.
AUGAGCAGUCACCAGGGCCCCCGGGCGCUGACCCCGGGGGGCAACCUGAGCCAGGUGCAGGCCACCGGGCGGGAGCUGUUCCAGCAGGUGUGUGACAAGGCCAGCCUCAGAGAAACCUACUUCUUCGGCCUCAGCGUGGUGCAGGCCACCGGGCGGGAGCUGUUCCAGCAGGUGUGUGACAAGGCCAGCCUCAGAGAAACCUACUUCUUCGGCCUCAGCGUGGUCAGAAACAAUGAAUAUAUGUUCAUGGACUUGGAGCAGAAGCUCAGCAAAUACUUCUUGAAGGACUGGCGCAGAAACCUGCAGAAGGGCAGGAGAUCCAAGGCCCCCUUCGUGACCUUCCUCCAGGUACAGUUCUACGUGGAAGACGGACGGCUGAUAAGCAACAGGACCGCCAGGCACCUGUACUAUUGCCACCUGAGGGAGCGGGUGCUGAGGUCCCAGUGUGCCUACCGCGAGGAGGCCUACUUCCUGCUGGCUGCCUACGGGCUGCAGGCCGACCUGGGCAACCACCGGGACCGCGCCCAUGUGGGGCGCUACUUCGAGCCGCAGGCCUACUUCCCACAGUGGAUCAUUGCCAAGAGGGGCAGCGCCUACCUCCUCAGACACGCACCUGCUGUGCACCGCGAGCAGCGGGGCCUGAGCCCCAGGGAGGCCGAGCUGCGCUUCAUCAGGGAGGCCUGCCAGCUGGAGGACGUGCCCGUCCACUUCUUCCGGCUCUACAAGGAUAAGAAGGCAGACAGACCUACCAUCGUCCUGGGACUGACCCUGAAAGGGAUGCACAUCUAUGAGGACGUGAACCACACUCCACGGCUGCUCUACGACUUCCCCUGGCCCCACAUCGGGAAGCUGGCGUUCCUGGGGAAGAGGUUCGAGAUCCGGCCGGCUGGGCCGCCCUCGGCCAGGAAGCUGGUCUACUACACGGGCUGUGCCUCCCGCUCCCGCCACCUGCUGCGCCUGCUCAGCGCCAGCCACCAGCUGCGCCUGAGGCUGCAGCCCCUGCUGGGGCAGCUACGGCGGCUGGAGGAGGCGCAAGAAAAGAAGUGCCACCGGGAGACUUACAUUAGCGACUCACUGGACCAGAACCCAGUGGGCAGUGGCCGGCCCCCCCCCCGCCGCCUCUCACUCCUCUCGGCCAACAGCCACGGCAGCUCCCGCCUGUCAGGCUUGGAGCCCGGGGAGAUGUCCGUGGAUGAGCCCUUCGGGGCCACGGCACUCCACGGGGACAUGGUGUCCUGCAGCUCCAGCCCCAGCCAGAGCAGCGGAGACACAGCGGGUGGCAGUAGAGGCCAGCCCAAGGGGGGCAUCCAGGACCUCGGGGACGCCUCUCACCCCCGGGAGCCCUUGGCGGUGGUACAGGUCACACUGGUGAAGAUGAGGGGCUGGAGCGCCGAGGCCCUGCACCAGAUCCCCGGGGCGACCUCCCUGCACGCAGACCAGCACAGCCGCAGCCUGGACGACAGGCGUCCGCGCCCCGCCCCGCGCUCUGCCCGGCGCCCUGUGCCCGCCCCGCGCAGCUGCCCCCUCCGUGGAAGCAGGUCCACGAACUGCCUCACUCUGGAGAACCCGCUCGCGCAGGAGUUCGUGGUGUAA